This is a messenger RNA of Fusarium mangiferae, 1659 nucleotides long. RefSeq lists its product as uncharacterized. The transcript has 3 exons. Gene Ontology annotation, molecular function: zinc ion binding; RNA polymerase II cis-regulatory region sequence-specific DNA binding; DNA-binding transcription factor activity, RNA polymerase II-specific. Bases 1 to 1659 code for a protein of 552 amino acids. Gene Ontology annotation, biological process: positive regulation of transcription from RNA polymerase II promoter by galactose; DNA-templated transcription. Gene Ontology annotation, cellular component: nucleus. The record is from RefSeq and is a predicted model, not a curated record. NCBI's taxonomy places the organism in Eukaryota, Fungi, Ascomycota, Sordariomycetes, Hypocreales, Nectriaceae.
AUGAUUCCGAAGGCAUGCGAGCCAUGUCGCCGGCGGAAGAUCAAGUGCGAUGGAGCAACGGUUUGCAGCGGAUGCCGGAACAAACCCGCCAUGUGUAUCUAUCGUCUCAAACCACGCAACAGAGCUCGUAAAGCGCAUAAAUCUGCAUCAACAGAGAUCUCCAACUCCGAAACUCCCGAAGAUUCUCAUACCGAUGGCGUGUAUCCAGAUGCUAUUAUAGCUUCCAACACCGGGGGCGAGCCUGGAAUUCAUGAACAGCUUGUCUAUGGUCCGACGUCAACCUUUGCAUUCCUACAGACUCUACAUAAUGAGCUGGUUCAUAGGCGUGCACACACCUCCAGAACCAAAGGUCAAAGUCUUGAUGCCUUUACUAAAAGAACUAUUUUCUUUGGUCUGCCGUCAAGAGUCGACCCGCUCUUACUUCCCCUACAGCAACGAAUGGAAGACAUUCUUCCAAGGUCUACCGCCAUUGGAUUUCUGCAAGCUUUUGAGAAAUAUUCUUCCCAUGGUUUACCGUUUAUAAUUAUCGAUAGAACUCGAGUGUCAUUGGAUAAUCUCUACAACGUUAGGGUUAACGACACAUCAACUUCACAAGACAAAGCUCUACUACUCAUGAUACUCGCCAUAGGCGCACUUAGCACCUCUGAAACCGAUACCGCAGAGACACUCUUGAUACAUGCUAAGCGAGAGGUCGCCCUGUUCGACGAUGUCGCCAAAUUACCAAUGGUUCAGUUCUGUCUCCUGAUGUCAGAUUAUCAGCUCAACAUGGGACGCCCAAAUGCUGCUUACUUACAAGUAUGUUCGGCUUGCACAAGAGCCAUGUCGAUGGGUCUUCAUGGUAGAGCUGAAGAUGAUGUAGGAGGAGAGAAGUUGCAGGCACGCUCGACUACCUUAUGGGCUCUGUAUUUCCAACAAACGUGGAUCUGCUUCAUCGUCGGAAGAAAGGGAAUCAUUAGAGGGUCAGAUAUCUCCUGCGAUUACCCAGAAAAUCAACCCAUGCUCGUUGAUCUUUGUAAUCUGGCAGCUAUCCAGGAACAGGCAACAUCAUGUCCGAACGGGCACAAAUACUGCACGCUUUCCCAGAUGUAUGAAAACAGUCGAAGGCUUCAUCUUCAGGCUUGGGGCGUCUGUGAAGACCUUUGGUUCGGUCCUUCUCCCCUUCGAUGCCAAGGAUCAGGAGCGGAUGAAAUGGCACGGCUUCUAGUAUGUAACGGUAUGAGACGAUAUAAUGCUUUCUUUCUAGAGACAAGUUGCGCCAUACUUCUAUACGCAUCGAUGGGUCAUCCGUCCAAACAUCCACAUCAUCGAGAUAUUGUCGGGCUCGCUAUAGAAUGCCUUGAGCUAAUGGUGGAUGACGAUCCUGUCACAAAUGCAAUGCUGCAUAUACAGAAGCUCAUUGAUGCCGUCGAAGGAUACAUACAUGAACCGUUUGGUGGUGGAAUAGUAGACCCGUCCUCUCAUGCAGCUGCGGACCAGCGUCAGAACUCCGAUCAAGCCCAAGGAAAAUAUGCAUUGUUGCCCUCCGAAAGUAUCCUGGACUUUUCUCCCAUCCCUAUAUCUGGCAGUGCGGACUAUAUAUUUUCGGGUUUCUUGGAUCUUCUGCCAUUGGACCCUUCAUUCGUGUUCAUGGUUGAGGACGGAACUGAUAUGGCGGAAUGA